AUGGUCAGCACUGGAAAACUGCCCAUCGUCAUAACUUUCCAACAAAACACACAUCAUAUUCAUUUUAAUAUUUGCGAAAAGCCAAUCGUAAAACACGCAUUUUUCUCGUUCAGGGAGCGACCCGCAGGAGAGGGGGCAAAACCCAUCGCGGCUUCAUCAUGCAGGCUCCCGAGAGCCCCUGCCCGGCCAUACCCCGAGCCCCUGAGGCCCCGCAGGCAGGUGGCCAGUGCUGGGCAGGCUCUGCUGGCCGUGGGUGGGCCGGGUGGCCUCGCCACGCCUCCGCCGUCCCGGAGCAGCCGCGGCCCCGGCGGGACCCGGCGGGAGCGGAGCAUCACCGGGCGGGCACGGAGCAUCACCGGGCGGGAGCGGAGCGCACCGAGGGAGCCGCGGGCCAUGGCGGGCAAAGCCCACAGGCUGAGCUCGGAGGAGAGGGAGCAGCUGCUGCCAAACCUGCGAGCCGUGGGGUGGAACGAGGUGGAAGGCAGAGAUGCCAUCUUCAAAGAGUUCCACUUCAAGGACUUCAACCGGGCCUUUGGCUUCAUGACCAGAGUGGCUCUACAGGCAGAAAAACUGGAUCACCAUCCCGAGUGGUUCAACGUGUACAAUAAGGUUCACAUCACCUUGAGCACCCACGACUGCGGGGGUUUGUCGGAGCGAGACAUCAACCUGGCCAGCUUCAUCGAGCAGGUGGCAGCUUCCCUCUCCUGAGCAGGGAUCCACGCACCCAAAAACCCCACUGUGCCACUGUGUCCUGCCUCGACGGCUGCACCCAGAGCCUCUUCCCGCUUCCCAGCUAGAUCCUGGAUCCAGACAGCCCCACACCUCGCCGGCCGCCCCAGCGCAGCUCAGAUGGAUGGAGGCACUUCUCCGGGUGCCUGUGUCCAUCUCUGAUUUUCCACAUUCCAUCCUUAAACCCUUCCUUAGCCGUGUGAUCCCACACCCCCACCUGCUGAGCCUCUGACCAGGAGUCAGUCAUAUCACAGAGUCACGGGAUGGUUUGGGUUGGAAGGGACCUUAACGAUCCCCUUGUUCCGCCCCCUGCCAUGGCCAGGGACACCUUCCACCAUCCCAGGCUGCUCCAAGCCCCGUCCAACCUGGCCUUGGACACUGCCAGGAAUCCAGGGGCAGCCACAGCUUCUCUGGGCACCCUGUGCCACUCUCACAGGGAAGAAUUUCUUUCCAAUAUCCCAUCCAAACCUAUUCUGUGUGAAUCCGUUUCCCCUUGUCCUGUCACUACAUGCUCUUGUAAAAAGUCCUUCUCCGUGUUUCUUGUCAGUUCCUUCAGGCACUGGAAGGCUGCAACGAGGUCACCCCAAAGCUUCUCCUCUCUGGGCUGAACAAUCCCAACCCUUUCCUCAUAGCAGAGCUGCUCCAUCCCUCUGAUCAUCUUGGUACCUCCCCUGGACGCGCUCCAACAGGUCGAUGUCCUUCCAGAGUCCAGUUACACCACUGUGCCAGUAAAUCUGUCCAGAGCCUGCCCCCAUCCUGCCCCUGUUGCUGCUCCUUACCUCCUGGAAUGUGCUUUCUGCCUAAAACCCGUUUUGUGACCCCUUUGGCUCCUCUGUGGCCAAGCAGCAAGGUGCUGUGCAGUUUGUCAUUGCUGUAACCCCUCUCCAGCAGUAUUGCAUCAGGCACAUGGUCUCAGCCCGACUGGAGCCAGCCUUUCCUAGGAUACCAACUGAAAAUGUUUACAAUAAACAGCUCAUUUAACCUGG
Molecule: messenger RNA, 1715 nt
Organism: Motacilla alba alba
Lineage: Eukaryota; Metazoa; Chordata; Aves; Passeriformes; Motacillidae
Gene: PCBD1
Product: pterin-4 alpha-carbinolamine dehydratase 1
Exons: 5
Coding region: 1-708 (235 amino acids)
Biological process (GO): tetrahydrobiopterin biosynthetic process
Molecular function (GO): 4-alpha-hydroxytetrahydrobiopterin dehydratase activity
Source: RefSeq, a predicted model, not a curated record